AUGGCGAGUGAUACUUCGUCUUCGUCUUCGUCUUCGGCGGUUGUGGCAGUGUCCCCAGUGAUGGAGGAGGAGCUGACUCUGACGGUAAAAUGGAGCGGGAAGGAGUACACUGUUAGAGUCUGCGGGGACGACACGGUGGGAGAGCUGAAGCGGCGUAUUUGUGAGGCGACAAAUGUGUUGCCCAAACGCCAGAAGCUUCUCUACCCUAAAGUCGGUACCAAACUCGCGGAUGAUACUCUCCUUCUCUCGCAAAUCCCACUCAAAGCCUCCCUCAAAAUGACCAUGGUUGGUACUGUUGAAGAUGAACUAAUUGUGGAUCCAGUGGACUCUCCAGAGAUUAUUGAUGAUUUUGAAAUUGGACAAGUUGAAGCAGUUGACAUUAAGGAUAAUGAAGUAAAUAAACAGAAAUUGAGGCGGCGUAUUGGGCAGUAUAAGAUUGAACUUCUCAACCCGUGCCGAGAAGGUAAAAAGCUGCUUGUUCUGGACAUUGAUUAUACCUUGUUUGAUCACCGGUCGACGGCAGAGAACCCACUAGAACUUAUGCGGCCUUAUCUUCAUGAAUUUCUAUCGGCCGUUUACGCAGAGUAUGACAUCAUGAUAUGGUCUGCGACCAGUAUGAAGUGGGUUGAGUUAAAGAUGGGGCAACUUGGAGUGCUCAAUAAUCCAAACUACAAAAUUACAGCUCUGCUUGAUCAUAUGGCAAUGAUCACUGUUCGAUCAGAUACUCGUGGGGUCUUUGAUUGCAAACCGCUCGGGUUGAUUUGGGCUCAUUUUCCCGAGUUUUACAGUGCCAAAAACAGUAUAAUGUUUGAUGAUUUACGAAGGAAUUUUGUGAUGAACCCACAAAAUGGCUUGGUUAUAAAACCAUUCAGAAAAGCCCAUGCAAAUCGAGACAGCGAUCAGGAACUUGUAAAGCUAACUCAAUAUUUACUUGCCAUAGCGGAGCUUGAUGAUCUAAGUGCCCUUGAUCACAAGAAAUGGGAGUCAUUUAAUGAGGACAGUUUCAAGAGACGCAGGCACGGUUGA
Fraxinus pennsylvanica is the source of this 1026-nucleotide messenger RNA. The record is from the annotation of a GenBank genome assembly. NCBI's taxonomy places the organism in Eukaryota, Viridiplantae, Streptophyta, Magnoliopsida, Lamiales, Oleaceae.